Molecule: messenger RNA, 1656 nt
Organism: Pedinophyceae sp. YPF-701
Lineage: Eukaryota; Viridiplantae; Chlorophyta; Pedinophyceae
Source: the annotation of a GenBank genome assembly
AUGCCCAGCCAUGCGCCAGCCCCGAGCGCCGCACACGCUGGAGCGCCGCCGGUGAAGGAGUUACGCCGCUCUCUGCGCCUGUCGGCCGCGAGGCAGGCCUUUGCGUGCGUGUUGGCAUGGUGCGCGCUGCUCUUUGGGCUGCCUGGCACAGCGACGGCGUACACGGCGAGGGACAUGGACGCCAGCGUCCGCGAUCACCGCCCGAUGCGCGGCCAUCGAUUCCUGUACGCUCCGCACCCGGUCGAGGACGCCGGCGCUCGAGAAGGAGACGACAGAAGUGGGAAGGAGAACUUGGUUAUUUACUGCUGGUUUUCGAGGAUCAGUGCGACACGCGGCGAACGGGAGGAGGCGAACGGGAUCAUGCAGCGGGCGCGCAACAGCGUGGAGCAGGGAAUAGGUGUGUACGUUGACGUGCCGUCUGCGUUCGUGUACGACCCGCGGCACCACGAUCAGCCGCUGUUCUCGGUGAUGCUGCACACCGCGGCCCACCACACCCUGUGGUUCCUGAAACGACUCCCAAGCAACACCCUCGCCGCCGUGGUGGACUGCGGGGACGUCACGUUCAUCCGGAACGCAACCGAGACGCUCAAGCGAUUCCACGACUUCGAUGCGGACAUCGUCGUCGGGUCGCAGAACACGCAGUGGCCCGACAACGACACAGCCCUGUACGAGCAAACGCAGAAGCUCUUCGCGAACGGCGGCGCGCCAGGCAUGCCGGUGCACAGCAUGCCGCGGGCCACGCCGACGAAGGCGCCGUUCAAGUUCCUCAACACGGGCGUCAUCGUUGGGUAUGCGCGCGCGAUGGAGUUCAUGUGGGAGCGCCUCGUCGCCGACGACGAGUUCCUCAUGCGCGGCCAGGUCGUGGACGGCGUCAGGACGGUGCGCAGCGACCCCACCGCGAUCGACGACCAGCGCGGGAUCCGGAACUUCUGGCUCCUGCACUAUGACUGGAUCGGGAAGGGCGCGCCGGGGGACGCGUGGUCGGAGGAGCGGGCGCGGGAGGGGCGAGACGCGGCGCGCCGGGGAGGCGGGUUGGCACAGGGGUAUCGGCGGCUGAUUCGCGUCGAUGCGUGGGCAGAGCUCGCCGCCAACAUGGACCCAACGAACGACAACAUGGGCCGGAACCCCCCGAACUCGCGCGGCGGCUGCCUGUUCCCAAGAUUCUCAGACAUGGACUGCUGGCGCAAGGAGCCGCCGCACUCCCCGCACGAAGCCACUCCGUGGCCAGAACUGCGCUGCCGCUCCCGCGCCCUGGGCAACCACCCCGUCGCCGUGCACGGGCCGGGCUUCGGCAAGGAGAUCUGGCGGAGCGUGGCCGCGAAGCUCGGGUACGCGCCGGUGCACUGGGCGCGGGAAAUGGCGGACAUGUGCGGGCGCAGGCUGCAGCUGGUGGCGCGCAACGGGCACAUGCUGCUGUCCGCGGAGCUGCGGAACACCGUGCUACGAUGCAAGCUCCAGGGCGAGAAGUGCCAGAACUACGACAAGGAGGACGUUCGGCCGCUGGUCGCGGUGCCGCAGUUGGAGCCCAAGCUGUGGCGGGGGUUCGUGGGGGAGUGGGAGUGGCAGGACAGACCGGAGGGCGCGGGCAUCGAGGUGCCGCGGUGGGCGACCGAGGAACCAUUCGCAUACGAGUGCUGCGCGCCCCCGGAGACCUAG